Schistosoma rodhaini is the source of this 5299-nucleotide messenger RNA. The record is from the annotation of a GenBank genome assembly. NCBI's taxonomy places the organism in Eukaryota, Metazoa, Platyhelminthes, Trematoda, Strigeidida, Schistosomatidae.
GCCUUUUAUGAACUGGUAGAACGCUGAAGCUUUGUUUCAGGUCGCGAUCAUCCUGUUUUUUGUUCUUGUUAAUUUGUUUUUCCUUCAAAAACACCCGUUUGAAAAUAUUACUUUUUAUCUUGGUGAUUAUUGAAAGAAUCAAGAACAAAAUAAAGGAGGAAAUUAUUGUAACGCUAAAAACGGUAGGCAGAUCUAGAUAUUUUUUUGAUCGGAAAAGUGUCACUUUGAUCCACGAAAACUGUUCAGUCCCUGUCAGUGUAGUUAAAGCCUAACUGUAUCUCGUUGGGACAUUCAUUCAUACGACCAUUCCAGCCAGCCGAUCAGGUUGCACUCUACAGCGCUUCAAUCCUGAAGAUGGCCAACGAAGACAGUAAGACAUUUGUAAAUAAAGAAUUUCUUACAGGCGUUGUUGAAGGGUUUUAUGGUCGACCUUGGACAUAUCCUCAAAGAAAAGAACUGUUUCGGAGAAUGAAUCAAAUGGGUAUGAAUGCUUACCUGUAUGCCCCUAAGGAUGAUAUAAAACACAGACAGUCAUGGAGGGAUUUGUACACUCAAGAAGAAGAGCAGCAACUUCAGUUUUUGAUCACUGAGUCCACUGAAGCUGGAGUACUUUUUAUUUUUGCUAUAUCACCGGGCUUAGAUGUAACGUUUUCUAGUGCUAAAGAAGUAGAUAUUUUAAAGAAAAAAGUUGAUCAGGUAAGCAUAUGCACAGUUGGUUUAUUCAUAAAGGUUGAGUUCCUUCAAAAUGUAAUCCGAACACAGAAUCAUGGUUUUUCACUAAUUACAGGAAAUUUAAUCAAUCUUGGGGCCUAGAUACUAAGGGCGACAUAAUUAAAACUAUUUAUUGUAACAGGUAGACUUCGGGAGCGUUGAGGACAUUUUUAAGGCCACUGUCUCAGAUACUCAGUGUUUCUCUACCCCACCUAUUUUCAUCUAGGUGGGUGGAUGGCUUUUCCAACACCUCAGUAACUGGUUCCAAAGUUCAUUGUAUCAAUCUGUAUCUGGGAAUUCAUUUGCAACAUAGAUUUUCAAAAAUGAUGACUGGUCUUUAACUAUGUACCUGAACUCUUGAUGGAAGUUUGUAAGAUGGUUGUGAAGUGUGGUUAGGGUUUUAGAUGACACGACAAAAUAGGUCACAGUGGCCCAGAUAUAAUCAUCCUUUACUUUCCUUUAGUUAUUGAGUAUAGUAAUAUUUAACACCUCCUGGAUUUCCAGUUUUCAUGCGACUGAUAUUUCUUAUGCCCAGUUUUCCACAGCAAUUAUUAUUCCAAAUCCCCUUCCUUUCGUUCUGCUAAUUCUUCUUUACUGUAUCGUGGCUUUUGCUAUUUCUUAUUCUUACUAGGUCGUUGUAUUGCUCGCAUCUGCUGGGAUCACCGGGUAAGUAAUAGUGAGGUUAGACACAGGGUAUUAGGGAAUGAUGGUAAAUCAGUUGAUAAGGUGACGAAUUUUCAUCGACUGAGAUGGUUGGGCCAUGUGUUACGUAUGCCUGAACACCGAUUACCACGACGCGCAAUGCUGACUAGUGUAGGGGAUUGUUGGAAGAGAGUUAGGGGCGGCCAAACCAAAACAUGGCGUCAGUGCUUGAAGUCACUGACUUCUAGUCUGAGCCAUGUUGGCAGAUGCAGACUACCUGGUUGGGGUCCACGUGACUAUCGUAACCAAUGGUUGGAGACUCUGUGUGACAUGGCUUAGAAUGGAUCACAAUGGCGUAGGUGUAUACACUCUUUAUCUUCCCUUAAACCUUGAGAUUAAAAUUGCUUCAUAUCUGUCUUUCUUCCUGUACUAUAUCCUUAUAUACAACCUAUAAUUUAUAUACUACUACCACCACUAAAUUAAUUACUUCUAUGAAUCCGGUGUUCAUCUUGUUGUGCUAACGAGGUAUGGCAACUUGGACCGAUGCAUAUAUGUGCGUGGUCCUACGUUGUUGCUGACUGACUGACUAGGUCGUUGACUGUGUUUUAACUGAUCGUCAGUAACGUUUUAGGUUUAUUUUGAUAGCCCGUAUAUAUGCAUCAUAUAUAAUAUCAAUGUUUUAGGUUUCAAAACUUGGUUGUCGUGCAUUUGCCCUUCUUUUUGAUGAUAUUGAGCCGCGCCUAUGUCCCGCAGAUCGAGAAGUAUUUAACUCAUCAGCCCGUGCUCAGGUUAUGUUCGCGAACGAAAUUUACAAUCAUUUAGGAUGUCCAGAUGUCUUUUUAUUCUGUCCAACGGAGUACAGUGCAAGUUUGGCAGUACCUAAUAUUAAUAAAUCAGAAUAUUUAGCGACAGUCGCUUCCUGUUUAGCACCAGGUAUCGCUGUAAUCUGGACCGGUCCGCUUGUAGUGUCUAAACGAAUUUUAACUAAGGAGCUGAAGGAAUUAUCUACUUUAUUACAACAUCCUAUCGUUUUAUGGGACAAUCUACAUGCUAAUGAUUAUGACCAGCGUCGCGUAUUUAUAGGACCGUACAGUGGUCGACCCCUAGCUUUACGUCGCAAAGGCUUGCUUAGAGGAGUGCUGACCAAUCCGAAUUGUGAAUUUGAAGCAAACUAUGUGGCGUUUCAUACUCUUGCACAAUGGUCUAGACAAGCUGGUAGCAAACAUAUAAUACAAUCAACUGAUACAGAAAUGCUAUGUACAAGUGAGGAUUUUGAAUCUAACGCUUCUGAUGAUAACGAAGUGAUUGAUGAUGGUAUCGAUGAUCAAAAAUCAGGUGAUAUUAAUGAACACCCAUCUGUCUGUCAGGAUGACUGUGUAAAUAGGAAACGACAAUAUGCAUCUGUUUACAGACCUCGUGAAGCUCUCCGUAUAGCUUUACGAGACUGGCUUGCAUUAAUGCUUCAGGUUGGUGCUUCAAAACCUAGCACGGCUAUAGGUACUCCUACACCUAUGGAUACAGAUAAUCUUGAAACUGGUCAAAACGAAGCUCCCAUGCAGAUUGAAUCCACUCCUUCCAAUGUGGUCGUGAUUUCUGAUAAUAAUUCUUCUGAAACCCAUAUUUCAGGUGAUGCAAAUUCAGUUGCUGUUACCUUAGAGGAUUUGGAAAUGUUCGCUGAUCUUUUCUAUUUACCUUUCUCUCAUGGACCUUCAGCUAUUCGUCUACUAGAAUUAGGACAUUGGUUACGCGAAUAUUCAUAUGUUUGUGGACCUAACCCAUCUGAUCUUGAGAAAGCAACUGAAUGGAACAAAAAGUUAUCAGAUUAUACAGAUAUGGUUUCUACAAUUGGUCGAAUACGAGACCGUAUGCAACGCUUACCAUCUAAAAGUAUCUCCUAUGAACUAGUACCAUAUAUAACUGAAGUUCAUACUGUGGUGGGAAUUAUCCUGGAUUAUUUCCGAUGGUUAGAAACUGGAGUCAUGGCUUUUCGAAGCAUGUCUCAUUUAAAGCGGCUUUUAACAUGGUUUUCACCUGGUUACCGUGAUAUGGUAACAUCUGGUGAUCAAGAACCAUGGACAUUUCGUGGUGGGUUGAUAACAGAGCUUCAGAGAAUUUUACCACUCGAAUCUGCUCAAGAUCUUUUCCCUGCGCCAAGUCGUGCUGUCCCAGGCAUGACUACCAUUCCUUGUUUGAAUUGGCCUGAUAAUGCAACAAGUGUAUACACUCCACUUGCUCCUUCUGUUCCCCCAAUGAUUCCAAUUCAGCCUUCAAUCUUCCCAAAUUUUUCAAGGUUUCCAUCGUAUAUAGUUCGGCCAUAUAGACCUGAAGAUAAAUCAUGUAUGUAUGGUUUAUUCAGAAAACUACUUUUGGCUCGUGUUGGUUUACCGGAAAACGCUCUCCCAUUAGAAUUCCAGGAUUUACCAGGUGACAAGUAUUUACUUCCAUUUCUACAACAUUCACCUGAAAGUUGUUUCAUGGUUAUGGGUCCACCUUUCCUGCAGACCUCAGUUGAUUGCUCUAGUUCAGUCACAAAUAGUGAUCAUCCUGCCUCAGGUAAUUGUGUUGGCUUUGGUGUUUCAGCACCGGAUGCUGUAUGUUGGGCUCGUGAACGUACUACUCACUAUCGAGAGUCAAUGAAAUUAAAAUAUCCACGUGACUUUCAAAUUGGAGUACACAGUUUAUCGCAUUGUAACAAAUUAAUCGUUGGAAAUGGUGAGACCAACAACUCUAACUUGAAUGUUACUACUGUAACUGAUACUACUCGAUUGGAACCUCCUGUAACUUCAUCUGCUCCACUCUCCCCUUUAACAGAUAGUCGUUGUUCAAGCAUUACUCCAAAUCAAAAUCCUAUGGCUGUCGAAGAAUUCAUUAAGUCCAUGAUUUCUUCUUUCCACAAUGAUACAUCUGAAGUUGUUGAUAUUGCUGCAGCUGUGAAUUUACUCCCUCCUCCUGAACCACUUGGUGGAUGCCUUCCUAUGGAGCCACCACUAUCUGGUUGUUUGGAACAAUGUGAACCUAAUUGUACGACUGCUCCAAUUACUUCUAAUAUUCCUACUGAUUUGUCAUCUCAAUUAGAACUAAAAUCUUCUUUUCCUAUUGAUGAAUGUGGUACAACUAUCUCAGCUUUACCUUUGCCUACACCUAUUUUACCAGAUACUGCUCCUCCAUCUCCACCGUCUGGAACUAUAUGUGCACCAUCAUUAGUGCCUGAGACAUGUUCAAGUAGUCCUGCAGCAACAAAUUCAGUGAUAGCUCGGAAUCUUAUUGUUGCUGGUGGACCAGAAGCACUUCAUAGUGCUUUAACAGCUCAUCCCGCUAUUAUAUGGAUUGAAUUUGAUGAUAUAGGAUUAAAUAGUUGUGUUAAUGGUCCUACACCUGCUAUGCUUAUUAAUCAUAAUCUUGGAUUAUGUGCAGAUUCACCUGAAGUGUUGUUGGAUUCUGUAGCACGUCGAUUGUUUAUUUGUUUGUUAGCUGCAUUAAAGACAGUUGGCGCUCAUGGAGUACAUGUACAGUUGGAUACUAUCAAUGAACAUCGAGCAGAACUUUAUCGACGUUUUGGUUUUUAUCCUGUUCCAGCAGCUUCAAAUGAACAAACAACUGUUUUAGCUCGUUUAAUUUGAUUUAAAAAAAUUCUAAUCCUCUUCCAGUCAUAUAAUAUAUAUGGCAUAGUUUUUUUUGUGUGUGUGAAGUGUGCAAUUAUCAAUGUUGAUCAUGGUGAUAUUGCUUAAAUAACGUUCCCGUUCUAAAUCUAUAUUCUUAAAUGUUAUCACUGUAGAUUAUAAAUUCACACAAAUACAUCCAUACAUAUAGUUGUUUGUUUGUAUUAAUAAUCCAAAAAAAACUAUUCUGCACAUUAAUGAAUUUGGUUUUGAUGCGUACAUGCAUUUCUAUUUGUAUGUAUGCUUGUUAUAGAAAUAUAAGUUUAUUAUGUUUAUUUAAACAAGUG